This is a messenger RNA of Zeugodacus cucurbitae (melon fly), 425 nucleotides long. RefSeq lists its product as uncharacterized. The coding region runs from base 85 to 354 and encodes 89 amino acids. The transcript has 2 exons. Lineage: Eukaryota; Metazoa; Arthropoda; Insecta; Diptera; Tephritidae. The record is from RefSeq and is a predicted model, not a curated record.
ACUCAUUUCAUUUCAGCACAUGAAACUAUAAAAAGUGAGUGUGGAGACAGCGACAAUGAAUAGUUUUAAACUUCUACUGGAGACAUGAAGUGCAUUGUAUUGCUAGCUUUCAUAUGCGCUGUAUUGGCAGCAAUGAUGCAUACCACAUAUGCUCAAAAGCCGCAAAUGCCUCAGAUGCCACAGAUGCCCGGUGGCAAUAAUGGACUAAUCGAACGCUCGCGUCGUGCUGCACAAGGCGGUGGACAAGGUGGUGGCAGUGGUGGUGCUGGUGCUAGUGGCGGAAUGGGAUUUGGUAUGGGUGCUAACAUGGGAGGAGGCGCACAAGGAUCUGGUGGUGGACAAGGUGGUCAUUAGUGGCGCUUAUAGCUAAAACUGUUAUUUAAUUUGUAGUUAUAAAGGAAUAAAACAGAGCAGUGCAGAAACAA